Molecule: messenger RNA, 1091 nt
Organism: Hippocampus comes (tiger tail seahorse)
Lineage: Eukaryota; Metazoa; Chordata; Actinopteri; Syngnathiformes; Syngnathidae
Exons: 1
Coding region: 219-947 (242 amino acids)
Source: RefSeq, a predicted model, not a curated record
GAAAAAAAAAUGGCGUCACUGGAAACGUCAUCAGCGGUGGUAGCUGGAGGUCUAAUUACAGGUCAUUUUAGCCACCCGCCUUGGGUUACACACGAGAGCUCGGCACAAACCCUGUGAGAGCAAUGUCACCCGCUUCAGUGUCGAGCUCGCAGGUAGCCACUUGAGGAGUUUUUGUAAGGCAUCAAACAAUGACUUUAUAAAGGGGGAUUUGGGGUACGAUGGCCACUGCCAAAAGUGACACAGUAUCCAAGUUUGAGACCUUAAAACUCCUGGAGAAGUGUCAAAAGGAGCGGGACGACGCCGUCCACCGAGAGGGAAUCUUGCGGGACAAACUCCGGCAGUUUGAGUCCAGGCUGCGCUCCACUGAAGCCCUGAAACAGAAGCUCAAGACCCUGCUGGCAGUCAACAAGGAGUUGAAGAAGCAAGUCAAGGCCCUGCGCACGGAGAUCGGCUUGGAGUGCAGCCCCAAGUUCCAUGGAAAGACCACCAAGGACAUUGUCAACGACCUGCACGAGAAGGUGCGCGAGUGCGACGCCUUGAUAGACAAGGCGGCCAAGCUCGGCCUGACUGUGGACGAAUUGACAGCCGACCUGGCCAACACCGUAACGUCCAAGAUCCUGCUGGAGGAGCAGGUCCAGUCUCUGCAGCAGAACCUCAAGGAUAUGACCAACAACCAGCGCCGUCUGCUCAAGCUGUGGGAGGUCAAGAGGGUACAGCAGGAGCAGCAAGCCCUGCCUGCCAUCAUGUUCAAGCCUGAGCAAAAACCCACUUUUACCCAGAAGGCCAUUCAGACGGACAUGUCCAUCAGUGCUUCCCAAAAGCUACCGGUCAACGCCUUUGAGACCAAGAGUGGCCAUACAAAGACCACAUUUGAUAGACAGAGCUUUACCACUUAUCAGGAUAACAAGUCUUUGAUGUAUGAUGAAAGUAAAGGGCUACACAAAUAAUUCAUAUCUAUUAUAGUAAUUUAGAGAAGCAACAUAUUCCCAAUCCAGGAAUGAUUAGUGGCAAAUGCAUUUUGUCUAUAAAUCACAAGCUUAUUGCUUUGAAAAGUCAAGGGUAUCACAACUAAUUAUUACCAAUUUGAAACU